AUCCGUUUCUUACAUUUAGGAAUGAUAUUCUGAGACGAAACUCUAAGACAUCGUUCAAGAAAAUAAAUGUUGUUAAUUUAUUCUGUCUAUACCUUCAAAGCAUGUUAGGAUCUUUACAGGGCAACACGGGUAGCUGGAACUUCCAUCCUUAAUAGUGGACUGAUAACGCGCUACUUUCAUUUUCUAGGUCACUUAGGUAUGAGUGUUUCCGUACCAAAGAAGUCUGAACCCUCAAAGAUAUCUGAUUUAAUUGAUUUUUGCCCGACUCUUAAUUUGUAUUUAAAGCCCAUAGCUCGAGUGUGUAUUACAGUUCAGAUCCCUCUUCUUCAUGAUACAUCUGGCCAGUUAAAGUCGUUUACUACAUGGGAGAUCAUUGAAAAAAUUCGGCAACUAUGUCCUGGAAUUCUUGCUCCAUCCACUGUUAUGAAAGUAGUCCACACUACGUUGGAAUUUGUUAGGUUUGCUGUUGACUUGGAAAACAAAACCGACGUCAGGCGCGUGGUUACAAGUUUGGAAAGUCAGGUAACCAUACUUCAUAAGAACGGUUUUGUAUACAUUAAGGUCAAUCAGGGUUUCUUCCUCUAUUUUUAAAUUUGCCGUCACUAUCGACUAUUAGAUGUGAUUACAUAAGCCUUAUGCAUUUGUGCGUAAGUAGAAAUAAAUUCAAUUCUUUAGAUAAUUUUGUUUUGUGGAAGACUGAAAUUGCUCAGCUUAUUUAGUAGCAAUCCUUAUUAUACUUAUAUAAAGCUUUUAUCGCAACGAAUCGGUCAUAGUUUCAGCUACCCUUGGUGCUAAUUGUCAGAAGUGUUAUUAUUAUUAUUAUUAUUAUUAUUAUUAUUAUUAUUAUUAGCUUUAUUCAACAUUAUAUUUUUGGUACAACAUAGAAUUCUCAGCAUAAAGUAUUUCAACAAGUUUCCUUUUCUUAUAUCUUGAUCGAUUGUGACGAUAAAUUUUGAAUGAUGACCAGUUAGAUGUUGUAUAUAAAAUAUAUUUAUGUUGUCUGUAGAAGCUAAAUUAUCAUGUAAUCCCGCUGCAACUAUAAUCAUUGCGUUUAGAAACCGAUGUGAAACUAUGAUGCUUAAUUGCUCAGUUUUGCCUUUUUGUGGAUUAAAGGAUUUAUUAAAUUUGGACUCUUUCUCAAUUCAGGUUCAAUGCAAAAAGUUAAGAACAGUUUGAACCUAGGUUUUUCCUAAACUUUCGAAUUCAGCAUUUCGAAGAUGGUAUGUGCUCUCUACCCGAGAAAUUUGACACAAGAUUGCUUAACACUGCACUUAAAUGCAUGUACUGAUGUGAAAAUUUGUUGAAACUUAUGAGGUUGAUAAAUAAAAUCUAUGUAAUAAUAUUGAAACCAGUGACUCAAAUAAGUAUGAAAUAAUUACAUCCACGCUGCGGCAAUCAAUUCUAAAUACUACCCGUGAUUCAUAACCACAAAUUACGUUUGCCAUAUGCAUCUCAGGUGUAUUUGUGUAUAUAUUUGUUUCCUGAACUUGUACAUCGAUGUGUAACAUUAAAUAAACCUAUUCUUCUAUGUAUUAAGUUCUGUUGAAUGUCAGGUGUUAGAUGUUAAUACGAUCAGUGAAUGUAGCUACAGUAGUUUGUAUAAAAGAAAUUAAAAUACUCGUUCCAGGAGUUGAUUAAUCUUACUUGCUUUUUGGGUCGAUAGUGGUUAUUAGUACUCAGAAAGUUUAUGCAAGUACUUUCCUUAACGGCAAAUGACGUUCAUGAUAACGAGUGACAGUGAGGUUAUCCAAAAUUAGUUCAAAUUCAAUUUUUUCUUAAAUCAAGAUACUUCUAUAUGACUAUGAGUACUUUGUCUGUAGUUGCAGUGUAAACAUUUUUCAUACUGCUAUCUUUUCCCACAUGACCUCCGAUCCUAAAACAAUUAGAAAAAUAGUCCUUAAUACAUUUGGUCGCUUAAUCUCUACCCAAAAACAACAUUUUACUGAACGAUAUUUGGAUAUAUGUACUUAGAGAAUCAUUUUAGUGACCACCUCGGAUCUGAUAAAUUAAUUACUGGUCUUCAGUUUCAGUUUAGAAAGGAUAAAAGGGUGGAAGGGUUGUGUUAGUCCUAGUUGUGAAGUCCACUCAGUUUACCCAACCUACUUUUUAAUAACUAAAAAAGUUGUAACUGUCCAUCGAGACAAAGAUUUCCACUUGCUGAUAAUUCAGUAGGAAAGUUGGUAGUCAGGUUAUUUGUUCAGAAUUUUAUCGCAGUAUCCUCAUUAAUGUCCUGUUCUGGGAGCCGAAUAAAAUAAAGGGAUUAUGGAGGAGUUUGCCGGAUGGACGAGUUUUAGAUUGUUAAAGUGGAUGACCAUAGAUGAUAUGCGAUUGUACCGUUGACGCUGUGAUGGCUGUUUACAAGAUCGGAUCACUGACUCCAACCCUCUAAUAAGCGGAGACCAAAGACAAAACCACUAAUCGGAAGAAUAGGUUUUUAUCUAAUGAAAUAUCAUCCUUAUGUAUUGGUUCUGAACAAAAAAAUAAAUACGAUUAAAUAUCAGAGGUUAUUGGAGGGAAUCAGUUUCGUGGGUCACUCACUAAUAAGUUUAAACCUGCCUAUUAGAAUUAAUUAUUACCAGUCACGUGACAGGGUAUGUCAUAUCAAAAGUUACCACUACGUAGUUUAGAGACUGUAAUCAGUUGACCUCUAGUACUUUUAUGUGAUAAUGGGAACAUAACAUAGUUUCUUCAUAUCAUCGGUUUACAAUUUCCAGAACCAACUUAGCUGCAGUUUUUUAAACUGGUUCCGACAGCUUACUUUUUUAGACAGAAACUGGCUGUUUAUAUCCAAUUCUCACAUUUUUCGGACAAAUACUACAUACAAUUUGCGAAUAUCUUGGCAUUCAGGUAACCGAAAGACCUGGGUAUUCCAUAAAGAAUUCUAAAACUUCUGGUAAAUACUGCAUGGGAGUGUACAUUGGUUUUUAAAUCUUGACUAAUAACUAUUUUGAUUACUAUUCGUUUAGACAAAGGGUAACUCAAUACCACUUAUCUUUUAUUUUGUUGGGAAAUAACUGCUUAAGUUCUACCGCUUCCAUUUUAACAUGGAUAAGUUGUUGACACUUUCUAGGAUUUUCCAUGAGCAUAUUUAUUUAAAAUUUAUCAUCAAUCCGUUAUAGUUUAUCAAGCUAAGUGGAUUUCCACAAAACCUUCGUGUUCGCGCAAGUGAAGCUCCAUAUGACUGUCCAAGACGUCAUGAUUGGGAAGCGUUUUUUCGUGAUGCUCAAAAUAUGGAUGAGACUAAAUCUGGUGAGAGGCCUGACACUCUUGUACUCACUGGUCUUCCUAUCAGAUGGUUUGCGAGUGGAUCACACAACAGACCACGAUUUCGCGUUAAUAGUGAUGACACUAACAGCAGCUAUUUAUCCCUUUUGGUUGACGAAGAAAAACCUGAUCCUUCGAUUGUAAAAGAAGCAUUUGAAGUAUUUGGAAAAAUUCGGGAGAUUGAUAUUCCAAUGUUAGAUCCUUCACAAAAUCCUGAUUGCUUGGAAGAUUAUAUAAAUAGCAACGAGACUUUAAAUAGUUCAUGUGAUACAUUAAAAACGGACACUUCAGUUAACAAACCCAUUGAAUAUUCUUUCCGUAACGGUUCUGGCUGUACAGAGGAAUAUAUCGGUGGGUUCGGAAAAAUUGGUCCGGAUACAAUUGGAAUUUUAAAUCCAACUAUACAACACAGUGUAAUUAAUUCAUCUUCAGCGGACUCUGACAAAUCAAAAGUAUCUCAUUUGAUGAAGUCGAGAAACUCCAAUAUAUUGACUAGUCCAACUAAUACAAGUGUUGGUAGUCCACUUACAUUCAUAGCAUAUGUACAAUAUAUGGAUUAUACUGGAUUUAGCCGUGCUAUGGACAUGCUGCGUGGUCAGAAACUUGUUUAUGCUCCAACUUAUCGAAGUCAGUCAUCAGCAUUGGCGGAUCAGAAUGAAAAGUUGUAUUAUGCAGCUGAAAUUAAGGUAAAUCAAUUCAUUACCAGUCUUACAAUUUCAACCCAUCAAAAGUAAGAUAAGAAUCGAUUGAAGUAAUUUCUCCUAAUCAUAAUAUACACAAAGAAGUUUAUAUUUCAUAUUAUUAGUUACUCUAAACAUUAGAUUGCCAUCAACAGAGUCAAUAAUAAGUAAGAACCUGAUAUAAGGUUUUUCUGUAUUUUUGAAGAAAGAUUACCGCCCAUCAAGUCGGUAUUUGAUGUAAGAUGCUACGUAAAUCUUACUGUUAACAAGCAACUUAUUGUAUAACGAACAAGAUUCUGUUCGAUGUCCAACGUAAAAGUAUAUAAACAAUAUCACAAGUGGAUCAUUUUCGUAAACAGCACCCCCGCCACGAAAAGGCACUGAGUAGGAUUUCCCUGGCAGAGGCUAUAUACGCGUGGCUAUGUGAGAGCAUUUCGAGAAGUAGAGCAGACUCUCCCCACUCUCGGCUGUACCAGGGCAUUUGGGGGCAGUGAGAAUAAAUUAACGAGAUAAACAACAAUGGUGUCGAAAUAAUCACAAGAUAAAUGAUUGUAGAAAAGUUUGGACAUAAGGAAUAUUGUAGAAUGAAGAAGUGAAAUGAGAGAAAAAGUGAUGAUCAGAAUUAACCGAAGUAAAUCCUGAGAAUUCGUUUUCAAAUUUUAGUUGAUAAUUAUCAGCAGCUUCGGGAAAAUGCUUCUUCCUUCAGAGAUAAAAACUUUAUCAUAUAAGACUUCAACUGUUCGCGUUUUGCGAAUCACAACUUUCAAUAAACGUGAAAUUUUAAGUGAUAACUUGCCUACUAAUUGUUUGACAGUAUCAAAUACGAAACAUAAUAAAGUUUAUAAAACGUAAAAUGUUGUUAUAUAGAAAUAAUGAGUAGGAAUUUCAGUAGUAAAUUGUCACCCUCAAAUAUGUAUGUAAGAUUGAAAUUUUCGGGAAGAUAUUAUGUAUUGUUUAUAACUAAUACACUCGAUUCUACUGUAACUUGGUUAAACAUCAUAAUUGACUCACAAUACAGAUUUAUACUAACUUGGUUUUGUAAGUCAAAAUUUUAUUGGUUUAAUGAACGGAUUUUCAACUGUCAAAGUAAGUGAAAAGAACUUUUACUCAGCGAUGAUCUACGAAUGAUAGCUGUUCAGAGAAAUUAUUGACAUAUGCCUUUGGAUAAUUUAAAAUAAAAAAUAAGAUUACUAGCCAAACGAAUAAUUUUUUUAUGUUAUAAAGUCACAUGCUUAUAUUUAAAAUUUUAACAUAUUGUAUUCUAUAAUGUCACGGAUGAUUGGAGGAUAUAAAUUUGUAGGUCACUCAUUCUUCAUUGCAUCACUUGAAUUAUUUGAUACUCUAUUAACCAAUGAUACGACUGAACAGACAAAAAUGAGUUUAUUUGCUGGAAAAAAUUUGUGGAUUUCUUUGGGGGAAUUCAGUGUAGUCUAAAAUAAAAUCAACUCUUAAAAGGAUGACAAUUUCAGGCGUUCAGAUUUAUUCAUUUUCGUUCUCAGAGUAACAGUUUCAAAAUAAUGUAAUAAUAUAUUUAUAAUAACUCAAUAAGUAGAAGGUGAAUCUGUGACUGACCAAGAAGUUUGACUUUCAGCCACUAAGUCACGAGUUCGAACCCUUCCCUAUCCAUAUCGGUCUACUCAACCGCAUAGUAUCACUGGUUCUUAUGAUUGGAGUCUGACUCAAAGCGAAAUACAUAAACUUGUUUCUGAUAAAUGGGUUAACAAAAGUGAGUAUAAAAGUGAGUUUCUGGUGUUUCACGGCUUAAAUUACUAAGUUGCUUCUUCUUCUUCUUCAAAAAAAAAAUAAAUAAAUAAAUAAAGUAAUCAAUUAAAAUUAACAUAAUUCUAAAUAACACUCAUUGAGAUGUUACAAAUGUCGUAUUUUUUUUAAAAUUGUUGUUAUAAACAAUCCAUCGAAUGUUCAAUUUAUUUUAAAUUAUCAAAUCAAACCUUGCCAGUAUAAUAUCUUCAAAAAAUAACAUUUGAAAAAGUUUAUUUUUUCACUGCACUUUAUUGUUGUUGAAAAUAUCAAGGUAGAUCAAACAGAUUAUAACAAUUAAUAGUCAAAUUUGUUAGAAAUCCUCAAAUAGAUAAAAAUAAUAAGUGUUUGUCUGUUCAUUUAAAACAAAACUUAAUAGACUCGCUAAGAAUUAUUAUUAUUAUUAUUA
Schistosoma haematobium is the source of this 6111-nucleotide messenger RNA. RefSeq names its product A-kinase anchor protein 17A, variant 2. NCBI's taxonomy places the organism in Eukaryota, Metazoa, Platyhelminthes, Trematoda, Strigeidida, Schistosomatidae. The coding region runs from base 3231 to 3998 and encodes 255 amino acids. The record is from RefSeq and is a predicted model, not a curated record. The transcript has 2 exons.